Messenger RNA from Macrosteles quadrilineatus (aster leafhopper), 1747 nucleotides. RefSeq names its product UDP-glucosyltransferase 2-like. Lineage: Eukaryota; Metazoa; Arthropoda; Insecta; Hemiptera; Cicadellidae. The record is from RefSeq and is a predicted model, not a curated record. Bases 41 to 1561 code for a protein of 506 amino acids. Gene Ontology annotation, molecular function: UDP-glycosyltransferase activity. The transcript has 6 exons.
GUAGAUAUGAUGGAGAUGAAGUGAACCACUUCAACUAAAUAUGAUAUUGCUGUUCUUGUCUCUAACGUUGGCAUUUACGGUGGAAGGCGCGCGUAUCCUGGCAGUAGUCCCAGGGUCAGCCAGGAGUCACCAUGUCAUCAUCCAGGCCAUCCUGAGGACACUGGCAGAGGCUGGCCAUGACGUCACCGUCUAUGGGGUUCACUCCCUGGAAGAUCCUCCUCCCAACUACACUGACGUCACACUGGGAAGUAGUGAGGGAAUACCCUACAAUGCGUCCAGAAACUGGAACUGCCUCGAAAACAUAUUCAGCCGCUACGACAAGUUGAUGGAAAGAACCUUUGGAAACUCAGGAAUCAUUAAACUCCUCAAGUCUGAUGAAAGAUUCGACUUGGUCAUCACAGAACCCUACCAAGGCCAAGAGUUUAACCUGAUCUUUGGCCACAAGUUCCAAGCUCCGACCAUCGGGAUCCACACCUACUCUGCCAACAGCUUGGUGAACCUAAACAUGGGGAACGUGUUCUCUGUGUCUCACAUUCCUCAGAUGUGCUACGCCCACUCGGACCGUAUGAGUUACUGGGAGAGGUUCACGAACUUCGUGGCUCUUGUCGGAGGGAUCUACUCGUACUACGUCCACCACUUGCCCAAUGUAGAGAUGAGGAUGAAAGAGUUUUUCCCUGACGCGCCUCCCUUGCAGGAGUUGGUCAGUGAUGUGUCUUUGAUGUUCGUCAACGAGCACCAAACCUUGGACUACGCUCAGCCUAGACCAAUGACGAUUGUUCCUGUGGCUGGGAUACAUAUUGACCCUGUGAAACCGUUACCACAGGAUAUUCAAGAGUUCAUGGACAACGCGACAGCUGGAGUCAUCCUGUUCGCUCUCGGAAGUGUCAUUCCUGAUGAAACGAAACCUACAAAAUACUUCACUGGCAUUGCCAACACCUUCAGGAAGCGGCCUCAGAGAGUAAUAUGGAAGACAAGGAUGGAGAAAAUUGAUAAUCUACCAGAAAACGUGAUGCUGGUGAAAUGGAUGCCUCAGAGCGACAUUUUGGCUCACCCUAACUGCGUGUUGUUCAUCACCCACGGAGGCGCUGCCAGCUUCUAUGAGACUAUACACUCCGGAGUGCCCGUGGUCGGCAUCCCUCACUUCGCCGACCAACACCGCAACGUCGCCUACUACGUGGCCAAGGAGGUCGGGGUCAGGCUCCUCCCUGAUCAGGUGUCCGAGACCACACUUACCACCGCGAUACGUAAUGUACUUGGCAACACAAAAUAUCGAGAUAACAUGAGAAGGCUGUCUCGUAUACUCCAAGAUACCCCAAUGUCACCGAAGCAAGCCGUCGUCUUCUGGACCAACUACGUACUACGUCAUCAAGGGGCUGCCCACCUCAAGCCAGCGACAGCUAAAAUGUCUUGGUACCAGCGAACUCUACUUGAUGUCAUGGUGGUUAUUGUUUGUUUGUUUAUAGUUAUUCUGGUUAUGUUUUAUGUUUGUUUGAGGGGUGUGCUUCAUUUAUAUCGAAGACGGAGUAUUUUAGAAGUGUUUAAAGAAAAGAAAUAUGUUUAGUACUUUCGUUUGCCACAACUCACAACUCGCUGUACCGGAUUUGUAGUGAGAUUCUGUAAAAUAAUUUGACACUGAUGUACAGUACAGUGAAGUGAUUGUCAAUUAGGUAAAGUAAGAGCCUAGUGCCAUGACAAUAGUGUAAAAGUUUGUUCAGUACUUACGGAAAAAGAUGAAUGUGAAAGAAGG